GACAAUCAUUUAGAGGUACUAACAUAUUUAAGUUGAAUCAAAGGUAAAGGGAUCCUAAGCUGCCGUGUUUGUGAAAUUUAAUUUAGUAAAAUGGCAACCUUUUCACAAUCCUCCAUAGACAAGGGAUCUGACAUUACAAAAAGCUUUUCACAAUCCACCAUUGACAAGGGAUCUGACAUUCUCCAAGACUUCUUGUGCUCGACCUGCGAAGAAAAACAACUGGAUAAAAUGGCUGAUAUCUACUGUGAAUCUUGUGUGAAGUUUUACUGUGGAGAAUGUGUUAACAUGCACAACAAGUUGUUUACAAAACAUACCCCCUAUGGAAGAGGAGCUAUGAAGAAAUGGCCAGUGGCCAAGAAGGUUGAAGAUUUUCUUCUGAAAUGUGAUGUCCAUAAAGAAGAAAGCCUGAAAAUGUAUUGUGAUGAACACAGUGAGCUGUGCUGCACAAAUUGUGCAUUCCUUAAUCACAGACUCUGCCAAAAGGUAACUCUUAUAUCCGACAAAGUGAAAGGUCAGUCCACAGACCUUCAAAAACUGUCAGUUUCUAUCAAAACUAUUCUGGAAGAAAUAAAAAAAAAUCAAGACAACCAAGAGGCUAGCAUUCAAUAUGUUCAAAGUUCAUAUGAUGAGCAGUUAUACACGAUACAGGAAACUCGCCAAAAAAUAAAUUCAGCCUUAGACACAAUUGAACAGAAAACACUGAAGGAAAUGAAAGAUACUCUGACCAAACUACAAGCCUCUUCCAAAAUUGCUGUUGACAAAUGUAUCAGGCUUCGGGAUGAAUUGCAACAACUUCGAGACGCAGUACAGGGUAUAAGUGAUAAAAGCAAAGCGGAACUAUCCUUCAUAGCCACCAGGAAAUGCAAGGAUAAAAUACAGCAGUCUAAAACCGUUCUGAAGGAGAAUUCUCUUCAGACUAACGUUUUAAUAACAUUCCAGCCUAACGAUGAAAUUGUACAGUACUUGUCCACACUGUCAGGUUUUGGCAGGAUAGAGCACAGUACCCAGACAUUGAAUGUACAAGAGGAUCCAAACAAGGUGUUCACUGUACAGGGGAAGUCUGAACACAAUGUGAGAACAUCAAGUGAUUCAGAUGUAUGCAGCAUCUGUGCCAUUUGUGUUCUCCCAGACAAACAGGUCCUUGUUGCAGACGUGGAUAAUAAGAAAGUCAAGCUGCUUGACGAGCAGUACAAGAUAGUAAGCCAUUGUAGUUUGACUUUGUUUACGCAGGACAUGUGUCAAAUAUUGCCCAAUGAGGUGGCUGUGACCUUGAAUGAUGAAAAGAAUAACAAACAUGAGGUCCAGUUUAUCGCAGUCAACAACAGGCAGCUUGUGAAAGAAAACAAUCUUAAGUUUCGACAUACAUGUAGAGGUAUUGCCUUCCACCAGGGAGACCUUUAUAUUACGUCAAGGACUGCACUUUACAAGUACACAUUGAGUGGAACACUUGUCAGUAAGAUGUAUGAGGAUACAUCAGACCAGAGAACAGGUAAGAAUCAUAUCGUUAGGAAUAUGUUGAAUAAAUAGAUUUAGAAUGAAUCAUCAGUUUAGUAUUCCAGCCGCAGUGAAGAAUACAAUAUCAAUUCAUGUUCAGUUCAUUAACUGUUUGACAUGUUUAUAAAUAAACACUGCGUGUUUUCAUUGACUGUUCGC
This is a messenger RNA of Dreissena polymorpha, 1653 nucleotides long. RefSeq lists its product as uncharacterized. Gene Ontology annotation, molecular function: zinc ion binding. The coding region runs from base 91 to 1527 and encodes 478 amino acids. The record is from RefSeq and is a predicted model, not a curated record. NCBI's taxonomy places the organism in Eukaryota, Metazoa, Mollusca, Bivalvia, Myida, Dreissenidae. The transcript is spliced from 2 exons.